UGCGGCCGCAUGUCAAUCACCGGCUCUCAUGUGAUGGCUCUCGCCAAUGACGUGCCAGCCAUAUGGGCCUGGCAUCAGAGCUGGUAUGUAACCCACCCAGUCCUGCCUCUGAGGUGCCACACGGAUCCCUCCACGCGUUUGGGCUGGGGAUAGCAGCAGCAGCAGCAGACAGAGCAGGGCGGCCAGAGAGGAGGAGAGAGGCGCGUGAGAGCAGAACACGAGCAUCCGUGCAGGGCGUGUGGAUGUGAUGCCCACCCGGAGCGAGAUGGUGUAAACAAACCCGCUUUGCCCCGUCACUGAGCUCCACCGCGGAGGUUGCUUGCCACGAUGUUGAGCCGUCUGUUCAGCGACGUCCUGCCGGACGUCCAGAGGCUCGCAGCGGACUGGGUGGAGGACAACGAGAACGAGGACUGCAAGAACAAGGACGAAGACCACGAGAACCUCGAUGAGGACGACCUGGACGAGCCGCUGGAAGGCAGCAGCCGAGCCGAGUCCGAGAUGGCCUGCGACGAUGACGAGGAUGACGAGGCCGAGGAAGAGGAGUGCGACGAGAACGGUGGAGACAAACCCAAGAAGCGCGGCCCAAAGAAACGCAAGAUGACGGCGGCGCGCGUGGAGCGCUCCAAGGUGCGUCGGAUGAAGGCAAAUGCGCGGGAGCGCACGCGCAUGCACGACUUGAAUUCUGCGCUGGAAAAUCUGCGCAAAGUUGUGCCGUGCUACUCCAAAACCCAAAAACUCUCCAAGAUAGAGACUCUGAGGCUGGCCAAGAAUUACAUAAUGGCCCUUGGGGAGAUUUUACGCAACGGGAAACGGCCAGAUGUGGUCGCCUACGUGCAGAUGUUGUGUAAAGGCCUGUCCCAGCCCACUACCAACCUGGUGGCAGGCUGUCUGCAGCUCAACACCAGGAACUUCCUGACUGAACCGUGUUCGGAUGGAGCCCGCUUCCACGUGCCCAGCUCUCCUUUCUCCGUCCAUCCGUACUCCUACCGGUGCUCCCGCAUCUCCAGUCCUCACUACCAGCCCGGAAGCGGCGCGCUUACCGCGCGCGGCCAAUCCUACGGUUCUGGGUACGAGGCCCCGUACCCGCCGGGUGGGACGUCCCCUGACUAUAGCAGCCCGGACUACGAGGCCCCGCACAGUCCGCCCGUCUGCCUGAACGGCGCCGGGCUGUCCGGCAGACAGCAGCAGGCGCCCUCUGAGACGGACAGGAACUAUCACUACUCUAUGCAUUACUCCGGACUGACCACGUCUCGGCCCAGCCACAGCAUUCCUUUCGGGCCCUCGGGAGCGCGCAGUGGCGGUUCGCACUCGGAAAACAUUCCACCUUUCCACGACGUGCACUUGCACCACGACAGGGCGGCACCGUAUGAGGAUCUCAAUGCUUUUUUCCAUAACUGAGCCCUCACAAUCAGACGCGUUGCCCUUCUAAUGACAAUCCUAUAUCACGUGUAAUAUUAUUUGGGAAACAAGAGAAGCUUCUGAAAGGAUGGGAGAUGGAGUCCUCUGAUUCCCUUCUGUAUUCUAUGAUGUCAUCCCUAUACGGUUGAGCAUCCUAUCGACGUGUGUCCAGUAAUAUCCUGUAUGCAGAAUGAGUGCAAUUGACAUAAAAUAUGUAUAGGCCUAAACAUGUUAUGACACAAACAACAGAAAUAAAAAAAGGUGUUAUAACUGUC
Messenger RNA from Pseudoliparis swirei, 1673 nucleotides. Its product is annotated as neurogenic differentiation factor 2-like. The coding region runs from base 328 to 1398 and encodes 356 amino acids. NCBI's taxonomy places the organism in Eukaryota, Metazoa, Chordata, Actinopteri, Perciformes, Liparidae. The transcript has 2 exons. The record is from RefSeq and is a predicted model, not a curated record. Gene Ontology annotation, molecular function: protein dimerization activity.